CCUCCAUGCUUCCCUCUUCCAAAUUUCGAUAGGGUUGCCGUCUCCGCCGUCGCCGCCGUGUCCACAGCCGCAGCAACCACCGAGCCACAGCUGAUCAUGGCGGGGGCAAACUCGUCAUUUCACGUUCCCAAAUUCGGAAAUUGGGACACCGACGACGUACCUUACACCAUCUGUUUCGAAAACGCCCGAGAACUCCGAGCCGCCGGCAUCAACUUCGAUCCCAACGAUCCCGACACCUACCCGCCGGAGGUCUUCAAGCCAGCCGCGCACGACGGCGGAGAACACCAGCGGCGGCCACGCCAACAGCCAAAUCGCGAGCGGGGAGCGAUAAUAAACUCCGGAUCGGAGAAAUUGAGCAGCGAGAGAAGCGGCUCCGAUUACGCACUUCUGAAGAAGAGUAAGGAAAAUGGAGUGGAAGGAAUCAGUAGAUUAGCUCCGGCGGUGGCCGGACAUGGCGGAAACCCGGCGUCGGUGCCGAAAUUUGGAAGCUGGGAUGCGAGAGAUCCGAAAUCGGGAGAUGGGUAUACGGCGAUUUUCAAUAAAAUGAAGAUUGAGAAGCAAAUUGCAGCUUCAAAUCCUCAGGCAGUUCCGCCAUUGAUGAACAAAAGCAAGCAACCCAUAGCUCACACGAACACUACUAGUGGAUUCACUUCAUUUGCUUCCAAGAUAUGUUGUUGUUUACGUACAAAGUGAAGCACUAUCAUCACUACUCGAUGAUAGAACCAUGGAAGUGUUUU
This is a messenger RNA of Cucurbita pepo subsp. pepo (vegetable marrow), 737 nucleotides long. The record is from RefSeq and is a predicted model, not a curated record. Lineage: Eukaryota; Viridiplantae; Streptophyta; Magnoliopsida; Cucurbitales; Cucurbitaceae.